CGUAGGUUUUGAUAAGGACAGGAGAGGAGCAGAGGAUCAGAUCUCUAACUGUUUUCUUGUCCGACUCUGAAAGCUGCAGAGUCAGAUUGGCAUCAGCAACAGCCAUUGGCAUUUAUCCUCUUCAUCACCAUCAUCGUCAUUGUCAUCAUCAUAAUCAUCGGCUUUUAUCUUCUGAUCUUCUCUUCCCUCUUCUUCAUUUUUCUAUAAUUGUUAUCCUAGGGUUUAGGAUCAUUUCAUCUACUCUCUUCUUCGCUAGGGCAUUGUAGUUGUGAUAUAUAGCAAGUGCCGAUUAAGAUGAGGAUAGAAGAGGAUGGAGAUCGUGUCUCUGCGUCCAGGCAGCAUCUGGUCUUUGCUUACUAUGUCACUGGCCACGGCUUCGGCCAUGCCACUCGUGUUGUUGAGGUUGUUCGGCACCUCAUUCUUGCAGGACAUGAUGUUCAUGUUGUUUCUGCAGCCCCAGACUUUGUUUUUACUUCUGAAGUACAGUCCCCUCGGCUCUUCAUUCGCAAGGUAUUGCUAGACUGUGGAGCUGUUCAAGCCGAUGCAUUGACAGUGGAUCGGCUUGCCUCCCUGGAGAAGUAUUCUGAGACAGCUGUGGCACCUCGAGCUUCUAUUUUGGCAACAGAAAUAGAGUGGCUGAACUCCAUCAAGGCUGACUUAGUGGUUUCUGAUGUUGUUCCUGUUGCAUGCCGUGCAGCAGCUGAUGCAGGAAUUCGGUCUGUUUGUGUCACUAACUUCAGUUGGGACUUCAUAUAUGCUGAGUAUGUAAUGGUGGCUGGAAAUCAUCAUCGUUCAAUAGUUUGGCAGAUUGCAGAGGAUUAUUCUCAUUGUGAAUUUCUAAUCCGCCUUCCAGGAUACUGCCCAAUGCCUGCUUUCCGUGAUGUUAUUGAUGUGCCUCUUGUUGUGAGGAGGUUGCAUAAAUCCCGAAAGGAGGUGAGGAAGGAGCUUGGAAUUGGGGAGGAUGUGAAGCUAGUUAUCUUCAAUUUUGGUGGACAGCCAGCAGGCUGGAAGUUAAAGGAGGAGUACUUGCCUUCUGGUUGGCUUUGCCUGGUAUGUGGUGCUUCUGACAAGGAUGAACUUCCUCCAAAUUUUCUGAGGCUUGCAAAAGAUGUGUAUACACCUGAUCUUAUAGCAGCAUCUGAUUGUAUGCUUGGAAAAAUUGGAUAUGGCACUGUAAGUGAAGCUCUGGCGUUCAAGUUACCAUUUGUCUUUGUUCGUAGAGAUUAUUUCAAUGAGGAACCAUUUUUGAGAAAUAUGCUUGAGUACUAUCAAGGUGGCGUUGAGAUGAUUAGGAGAGAUUUGCUCACCGGUCAUUGGUUACCUUACCUUGAACGUGCCAUUAGUUUGAAACCAUGCUAUGAGGGUGGCAUUGAUGGUGGUGAGGUGGCAGCUCGAAUAUUGCAGGAUACUGCUAUAGGAAAAAACUAUGCAUCAGAUAAGUUUAGUGGUGCAAGGAGACUGCGAGAUGCAAUAGUUCUUGGCUAUCAACUGCAAAGGGCACCUGGUAGAGAUGUCUGCAUCCCUGAUUGGUAUGCAAAUGCUGAAAAUGAACUUGGUCUGCGUACUGGAUUGCCAACCAUUGAAAUGAACGAUGAUAGCUCCCUCAUGAAUUCAUGCACCGAAGACUUUGAUAUUCUUCAUGGAGAUGUUCAGGGCCUUUCAGAUACAAUGAAUUUCUUAAAGAGCUUGGCGAAAUUGGAUGCUGCUUAUGAAUCUGGAAAGGAUACUGAGAAGCGUAAGAUACGGGAGCGAGUUGCUGCUGCUGGACUGUUCAAUUGGGAGGAAGAAAUCUUUGUAGCAAGAGCCCCUGGAAGGUUGGAUGUAAUGGGAGGUAUUGCAGACUAUUCAGGAAGCCUUGUUUUGCAGAUGCCUAUUAGAGAAGCCUGCCAUGUUGCUGUUCAAAGAAACCAUCCAAGCAAGCAGAGGCUCUGGAAACAUGCCCAGGCUCGGCAGCAUGCAAAGGGACAAGGACCAACACCUGUUCUGCAAAUUGUAUCAUAUGGGUCAGAAUUGAGUAACCGUGGUCCAACCUUUGACAUGGAUUUAUCCGAUUUCAUGGAUGGAGAUCAGCCAAUGUCAUAUGAGAAGGCAAAAAAAUAUUUUGCCCAAGAUCCAUCACAAAAGUGGGCAGCAUAUGUUGCAGGGUCGAUCCUGGUUUUAAUGACAGAAUUAGGUGUUCGCUUUGAAGACAGUAUCGGCAUGCUGGUUUCUUCUGCAGUCCCCGAAGGCAAAGGUGUUUCUUCUUCGGCCUCUGUGGAGGUUGCUAGCAUGUCUGCUAUUGCUGCUGCUCAUGGACUGAACAUCAGCCCAAGAGAUCUUGCUUUACUCUGCCAAAAGGUAGAGAACCACAUUGUUGGAGCUCCAUGUGGUGUAAUGGAUCAGAUGACUUCAGCAUGCGGUGAAACCAAUAAACUUCUUGCAAUGAUCUGCCAGCCUGCUGAGGUAGUAGGACAUGUGGAAAUUCCUGGCCACAUACGAUUCUGGGGAAUUGAUUCAGGAAUACGGCACAGUGUUGGAGGUGCAGACUAUGGGUCUGUGAGAAUUGGUACAUUUAUGGGUCGAAAGAUGAUAAAGUCCAUGGCAGCUGCAGUGUUGUCCAGAUCAUUGCCAAGUUCUAAUGGGAUAAUUCAUGAUGAGUUGGAAGAGGAAGGUGGGGAACUACUUGAAGCGGAAGCUUCGUUAGAUUAUUUAUGCAACCUCGCACCUCAUAGAUAUGAAGCUCUUUAUGCUAAGAUGCUUCCUGAAUCCAUGCUUGGUGAGACAUUUUUGGAGAGGUAUGCUGACCACAAUGAUUCAGUCACUGUAAUUGAUCACAAGCGGAGUUAUGGAGUGAGAGCAAAUGCUAGACAUCCCAUUUACGAAAAUUUCCGAGUGAAGGCCUUCAAAGCACUACUCACUUCUGCAGCAUCGGAUGAGCAACUUACUUCUCUUGGAGAACUUCUUUAUCAGUGCCACUACAGUUACAGUGAUUGUGGGCUCGGAUCAGAUGGGACAGAUAGGCUUGUACAAUUGGUCCAGGAAAUGCAGCACAAUAAACUGUCUAAAUUUGAAGAUGGAACCUUAUAUGGGUCAAAGAUCACUGGAGGGGGCUCUGGUGGAACAGUUUGUGUGAUAGGCAGGAACUGCCUAAGGAGCAGCCAACAAAUCCUCGAGAUUCAGCAGAGAUACAAAGGCGCAACGGGCUAUUUACCUCUGGUGAUUGAGGGCUCAUCACCAGGUGCAGGGAAGUUUGGUUAUCUGAGAAUCCGCCGUCGAUUCCCUCCAAAGCAGAGUGUCGUCUCUCUUGAAAAUAACUACAAUUGAUGAAGCAAUCAUAUUACAGAAUAAUAAGUACAGCAACCAGAAUUAUCGAAGGGUAGUAGAUGAAGUUUCUGGGCGAUUCUUAUUCCUCAAUGUCACUGCAAACACCUUAGGAAUGAUAAAAUUUCCAUCAGGAGACUGAUGACUGUUAUUGAACUGAUUACAUUUAUUCAUAAAAUUAGCCUCGUAUUUUAGUUUUUGUA
Messenger RNA from Vitis riparia (riverbank grape), 3503 nucleotides. RefSeq names its product L-arabinokinase-like. Bases 295 to 3303 code for a protein of 1002 amino acids. Lineage: Eukaryota; Viridiplantae; Streptophyta; Magnoliopsida; Vitales; Vitaceae. The transcript is spliced from 29 exons. Gene Ontology annotation, molecular function: ATP binding. The record is from RefSeq and is a predicted model, not a curated record.